AUGGAACGUCGCUCGGUCCCUCAAAUCAGCCCGUUAAAGCAUCACGCUACUAUCCGCAUCACCAAACAGGCCGACAUGACCAGUGCGCCCAUACCCAAACUACCGUCAGCAUUGAUCCAUAAUCCACGACAGAGAGACGCUGUUGCGUUUGAAGCAGCGUUGAAACUUGCUGGCAUGGCACGAGUUCCUGCUAUCCAGCAGCCACCCCCGGUACUGAAGCACAGGGCCACAGACUCAGACUUGUCGGAGAUAUUACGCAUGACGGCUGAAAGAUUACAGGACGGCCAGAGAAGUUCAAGAAGACAAACAAUCUUUAUCCAUUCGAAAUACGGCGACCCAGAAAUUCAAGAGCACUGGCUGAGCGACAGCAGAAGGUCAAGCCCCACUAAGACCCAACGAAGCGCGCCGGUCAUCAUGUGCGAGGAGCUCGAUGCCGUAGAGACAUCUAUUUCCGGAAUGCAACAUACAGAGCAUCCACCAAUCCCAAGGCACAAACGACAAGCAUCCCAGGUUUCUAUAAUUUCCGAUCCUGACAGCCUAGUAGCAGCAAGGCGUGUCUCCCAACCUGACCACACCACCCCACUAUCAAGUCCAAGUAGAAAUAUCAAUAUUGUGGAACCUCAGAGCAGAGAGGAAUCUCAAGCACUACCGCGGCCUUUCUCCGUCGCUAGUGCUGAGUCAUCCGCACUUUCAACGCUGUAUAGUGAGGAAGGCGAGCAGGACGCCGCUGCAGAAGGCUCACGACAAGCUGCUUUAGAUACAUUGACUUCGAGAACACGUCGAACUUCCGGAGGCAAUAGCAGCGAGAGCCCAGCGCCGUAUAACACCAAGAGAGGUACACUUGGCGAGGUGACAUUUCCUAGGCCUUUGCAAAAAACGGAGCCGGAUGUACAACCGAAUGCUAUUGAGCCUCUGAGGCCACGUAAGACAUCGUUACAGUUCACUAUUCAUGCUAUGGAUGACGCAGACGAUCCUUUCACAGCUAAGACGCCACACUCUCAGGACCCCCUGAGGCUGUCACAAGUGUUCACUCCGGUGCCGCCUAGCAGAGACUUUGAGGAUCAUGAGAAAACUACUAUCGUGGAUACUGGCUUCUAUCCAGUGGUAGAGGUAACGAGACCUCUGGAAACACCCACUCCGUCACCCAAGAGUCACAGGGUCAUUCCGCUGCCGAUAGGUCUUAGGACAAUGACCAGCUCGCCCACUCUAGGGAUGACAAAGCGCCAACCUAGCCCGGCAUUCUCGGAGGGCGGCCUGUCUUCCGUCUACGAAAGCUACGGCUCCAGCGAGGGUGGGACAUUGGAUCAGAGCACUGCAACACUGGUUACUGUUCUGACGAACGAAACUCAAUCCACGUCAGGCCGAAUGUCGUGGAUGAGUAAUCGCGCGUCCUGCGGUGCGGGAGACUGGAAGCAGUCAGAACCCAGACAUCAGGUAGAGCGGCUUACAUCGCAGGCCUCGUUUUACUCGCAAGACCAAGACCAAGAGAGCGAACAGGACACGGUACCACCAAUGCUAGCGCCGACACAAACAAAUUCUCAUGUCGCGAACGCCGUGGUGGAACUUCGGCGCAUGAAUAGCACCGUAAGCUGCACCAGCGGGUAUAGCUCGGUCUCCGUCGAGUCAAAUCCAGUACUGGUCAUGGCGCGCGGGGGUGGGUUCAGCCCAGGGAAAACGGGCGGCGGCGGCAAGAACUACCUUGCCAUGGGAAGCCCGGAGCGUGUCGUCAACAGGAAUGGCCCCGGCAGGGAUAUCCCAUGCCCAGGUUUAGCGAGGAGCGGUGGGAGAUCGCGAAGGGGGACGAUCAUGGGUGGUGGGCGAGUGGGUUCGGAUGGGAGACGGGAAGAACCGAAGGGGAUGUUGGGGGAAGGGUGCUGUAAUAACGCGGGAAAGGACAAAGAGAGGAAAAUGAAGAUCAUAGAGCAUGAUGAUGAUGAAGAGGGUUAUGACAUUUUGAGGCUGUACGAUGAGAAGUGGUUCUUGAAGAACUCUCCCCUGCCAAGGGGUCAAGUGGACGGACUAUAA
Molecule: messenger RNA, 2025 nt
Organism: Neoarthrinium moseri
Lineage: Eukaryota; Fungi; Ascomycota; Sordariomycetes; Amphisphaeriales; Apiosporaceae
Exons: 1
Coding region: 1-2025 (674 amino acids)
Source: RefSeq, a predicted model, not a curated record